GGCUAGCGCAGGCGCGGGUACCCGGUUGGUCCGCGCGCGCUGCACUGUGAGGCUAUUUCGCGCAGUGCGUCCCAGCCAGCUCUUCGUGCGGAGUGGUGUGUGUGAUUCCUUUUACUUGAGAUCAUGCAGAGAGCCUCACGUCUAAAGAGAGAGCUGCACAUGUUAGCCACAGAGCCACCCCCUGGCAUCACAUGCUGGCAAGAUAAGGACCAAAUGGAUGAUCUGCGAGCUCAAAUAUUAGGUGGAGCCAACACACCUUAUGAGAAAGGCGUGUUCAAGCUGGAAGUUAUCAUUCCCGAGAGGUAUCCAUUUGAACCUCCUCAGAUCCGAUUUCUGACUCCGAUAUAUCAUCCAAACAUUGAUUCUGCUGGAAGGAUUUGUCUAGAUGUUCUCAAAUUGCCACCAAAAGGUGCCUGGAGACCAUCCCUCAAUAUUGCAACUGUGUUAACCUCUAUUCAGCUGCUCAUGUCAGAACCCAACCCUGAUGACCCACUCAUGGCUGACAUAUCCUCAGAAUUUAAAUAUAAUAAGCCAGUCUUUCUCAAGAAUGCCAGGCAGUGGACCGAGAAGCAUGCAAGACAAAAUCAGACGGCUGAUGAAGAAGUGCUUGAUAAUCUACCAGAGUCCAGUGACUCUGAAGUACAGAACUCAACACAGAAAAGGAAAGCCAGGCAGCUAGGAGGCAUACAAAAGAAAUUUCUUCCUGAUGUUAAGGGGGUUUUUCCUGGUCCCUCUUAGUUAAUACAUUCUUUGCCAUGGUGGUCUGAUUUGCCUACCUUUCUUGGAUGUUUUUCUUUGUAUUUGAUGACAUCAUAAUUUUUGUAUCCUAUAAAAGACUCUGUAUGUUUAUCUAUUCUGCUCUAUGUGGUUCUC
Messenger RNA from Cynocephalus volans (Philippine flying lemur), 873 nucleotides. It is a transcript of the gene UBE2T, whose product is annotated as ubiquitin conjugating enzyme E2 T. Lineage: Eukaryota; Metazoa; Chordata; Mammalia; Dermoptera; Cynocephalidae. Bases 124 to 738 code for a protein of 204 amino acids. The record is from RefSeq and is a predicted model, not a curated record. The transcript has 7 exons.